This is a messenger RNA of Owenia fusiformis, 1313 nucleotides long. The record is from the annotation of a GenBank genome assembly. Lineage: Eukaryota; Metazoa; Annelida; Polychaeta; Sabellida; Oweniidae.
UUUUGACCUACAUUUAUUUUUACGCCUCUCUGUUUAUUUUCUAAAAUGCCAGAAGGAGGUGGUAUCGGUGCACGAAAAGUAGAAGAGAAGGCGGUGACAACAUUCAGAGAGUAUCUACGGAUCAAAACAGUACACCCGGAUCCCGAUUAUGAUGGCGCUCUGGCAUUUCUAAAGAAACAAGCAUCGGAACUUGGCUUGCCAUUUGCAUGUACUGAGCUGCAUCCAGGGAAAAUUAUAUUAGUAAUGACUUGGGAAGGAUCAGACCCGAGCCUGCCUUCCAUCUUGUUGAAUUCUCAUACAGAUGUCGUCCCCGUGUUUCCAGAACAUUGGAAAUAUGAUGCAUUUGAGGCUGUUAAGACUAGUGAAGGGGAUAUCUAUGCUAGGGGAACACAGGAUAUGAAAUGUGUAGGCAUACAAUAUCUUGAAGCAAUAAGAAGUCUCAAGUAUGUUGGUUACUGUCCACUGAGAACAAUACACCUGUCAUUUGUUCCAGAUGAGGAAAUUGGAGGGAAGUUAGGAAUGAAAUUGUUUGUUCAUCAUGAAGAUUUCAAGAAAUUAAAUGUCGGAUUUGCCCUGGAUGAAGGUCUCGCUAACCCUACUGAAAAGUUUACAGUAUUCUAUGGAGAAAGAUCACCCUGGUGGAUCCGAGUGAAAUGCACAGGUAACCCAGGACAUGGUUCCAGAUUCAUUGAGAACACAGCUGCUGAGAAAGUGAGGAAAGUGAUAAAUUCCUUCCUGAAUUUCAGAGAGGAAGAAGAGAAAAAAUUGAAUACUAAUGCCUGUUUAAAGCUGGGUGACGUCACAACUCUUAAUAUGACAAUGUUAGAGGGUGGAGUGCAAUACAAUGUGGUUCCUACAGAGCUCUUUGCAGGCUUUGACAUUAGAGUGGCCCCUACAGUGGAUAUGGAACAGUUUGAGGAGACAAUAAGAGGAUGGCUGAAAGAUGCUGGGGAUGGUAUCAGCUAUGAAUUCAUUCAGAAAAAUACAGACCAAACCCUCACAUCAACUAGUGAGAAUGAUGUCUGGUGGAGAACUUUCAGUGAUGCUUGUAAGAAAAGGAACAUGGUUUUGGAGAAGGAGAUCUUCCCAGCUGCUACAGAUAGCAGAUUCCUUAGAGAGUUGGGUUAUCCCGCAAUUGGGUUUUCACCAAUCAACAAGACUCCUAUACUACUGCAUGACCACAAUGAGUUUCUAAAUGAGGACAUUUUCAUGGAGGGUAUACCCAUCUAUGUCGAUAUCAUCAAAGCUCUUGCAGAUAUUCCAAUGCAAGCAAAAUAAUUGAAUGUUACGGCUACUGUAGGCCUGGUUCAUUU